This is a messenger RNA of Bombus huntii, 1650 nucleotides long. RefSeq names its product transmembrane protein 26. Bases 14 to 1543 code for a protein of 509 amino acids. The transcript is spliced from 6 exons. Lineage: Eukaryota; Metazoa; Arthropoda; Insecta; Hymenoptera; Apidae. The record is from RefSeq and is a predicted model, not a curated record.
UUCUAUUGUGAAAAUGGCAAAAUUUUUAGCUACGAUUAAAGCGAUAAUUACGCGACUGGUUUUCGCAUCUCAUGGCUUUAUUGCAAUUUGGCAAGUAACUACGUUUAAAAAGAAUCCUCUAUUUUGGUACUUGAGUUGCCCAAUUUUGUUACUGUUUUUCGAAGGAAUUUUCACGCUUACUAUAAAGGAAAAUCAAGAAUGGAAAUGGUUCUGUCCUUCCGUUUUCUUGUACCUAAGCAGUGUAGUUCCAGCGAUAUGGCUUCUGGAAUUAGAUAAGGUCGAUAGGAGAAUGAAAACGUUCGAAACGAACGUGAACAUAUCCGAAAAUUUCGAUUUAACCAACCUGGCAGCUGAAGAUUUGAAACACUUAGAAAAAGCAUUUGGUGUAAAUAUAAAUCUACCUGACAUAAAAAUAUCGACAGAGACCUGGGUAACUUUGAUCGAGCAGUUUCUGAUGUUAAUUCUGAUCAUUGGAAGAUGGAUGUUACCAAAGGGAGAGUUAACCAGAGAUCAACUAAGUCAAUUAUUAUUGGUUUACAUUGGUACAGCAGCAGACAUCAUUGAAUUUUUCGAUUCCUUUAAAGAAGACCGCAUAGCUCGCGAACCCGUUUUAGUAUAUUUGACUUUAGGAAUUUGGGCGUGGUCCUUGAUGCAAUUUACAGUCGUCCUUACAGCCACCAAGUCCCGAAAAUCUAGACUGUCUUCCGGUAACGCCGUUAAAAAGAGAGCGCACACUGAAACUAGUUGCUGCAGCAUUGAUGUAUGGGGAAUUGCAUUGAACAUGCUCCUACAGGAUGGACCAUUCCUUUCAUUCAGAUUGAUUUUAAUCGUCCACUAUCGCAUAGUCAGCUACAUGAACAUUUUCUUCACGUGCAAGAAUACUUUAGUAAUACUGCUGCAACUUUACCGAUUGUACGUUGUGCAGACGGAGAAUCGAAGCAAGAUAAAGAAGAAAUCUGAAGUACCUAGCAUCAGUAUCAUAUCGAAAGAAGAUAUGUACAAAGAUGUAAAAAGUAAAAGGAUUUCUGAAGAAAGAAGAAGAAAAAGAAGAAGAGACAAAGAUAUAGAGGCUAAUUAUUCAGAUAGUGAGGAAACUACGGAAGAAGCAGAUAAAUUUGAUUCCUCUCCUAGAAAUAUUCGUCAUUCCAGAAGAAAAACGCGCCAGGACACCGGAUAUUCCACAUCUAGCUCCAAAAAUUCUGGAAGACAUCGAAAAUCUCAGAGAGGUGAUAGCAAAAAAAGAUCUUCACGUGAAGAAAGCACAAAAAUUGAAAUUUCCAGUGAUGAAGACAAACGUAGAAAAAGAAUUGAUAAAAGAUCGUCGGUGAAGAGGGAUAGGAAGUUAUCAGAGAGUAUUAAAAUGAAAACUAGGAACGAGGAUUCUAGUAAAAGUUCAAGCAAAAGCCGGAAGUGCAAAGAAGACAGCGAAGAAGAUGAAUCGACAACGGAAGAAGUAGCUGAUAAAAUAGUUAGUCAAGAAAGUGAAUCAGAAUCAGAAAGAAAAAGGUAUGUUCAUAGGAAGCGACGUCAGAACAGAGACUGACAACGAUGCCUCGGCAUAAUCGCCCUUCUGUUUGUGUACUUUGCGAUCCUCGUUAUUUGCAUGAUUUUUAUAUACGCCGGGAUCAACGAUGGUAUUGUAUUAACCAC